Molecule: messenger RNA, 1304 nt
Organism: Ilex paraguariensis (yerba mate)
Lineage: Eukaryota; Viridiplantae; Streptophyta; Magnoliopsida; Aquifoliales; Aquifoliaceae
Source: the annotation of a GenBank genome assembly
CAACUACAUGAAGACAUGUAAAAAUACAUCGUUUUCGAGAGCAAUCCCUGAGGACCCAUACUCUCUCGCUCCACUCUCCUCCCACUUCCUCACACACACACACACACUUGGAGGUCUGUAAUGGCUGAAUCUGGUUUGCAACGAUGAAGAUAACCGGUGGCAAAGCAGACCUUCAGGCAAUUGUGUCUGCAAAAGCUCUAAACCCUUCACCAGAUUCAGAUCUUAUAAAAAAAUAUAGUUCUCGUAAACCACCUCGCCGGAAGACUAAGAGCCCCAGAUUUUCCGGCUCCGGAGCCCGGUUGAACAGAGACUUUGGAGCUCCGACGGGUAGACGGAGCAGACCCGAAACUCCUUUGCUUCGUUGGAAGUUCGAUGAAAGGAGACAGAGAGAUGUGGAUGCUAAGGAGGAAAAUUUGUCGCCGGAGAUGUGUCGGAAAAGUGGGCGGAAAGCCGAUAUUGCGGUCUCGGCAAGGAAGCUCGCCGCCGGACUAUGGCGGUUGCAGUUGCCGGAGGUUCCGAACAAUGGCGCUGGUCAAGGAUUAGGGCUUUCUCAGUGUGGAGUCAGUCACUUUGGUGUCCCUGUUCAUGGUCAUCACAGCAGUAAAGCGCAGGGUUCUGAGGUGAAUGAUUCAAUACAGAGUCCUCAUUCCAUCACUGGGCCAAGAAAUGGUUCGUUGUGUAAGCUUGAACCUUCAUAUCAAUUUUCAAACUCUGGACUGGAGGGGGCAACAAAAUGGGAUCCCAUGUGCUGGAAAGCAUCAAAUGAAGCAGAACAGAUAUAUGGCCACCCAAAGGUUCUUGACCAACAAGCGAGUGCAGUCUCAGUGGUGUCCAGACUUGAGGUAGAGCUUGAGCAGGCUCGAGCCCGUAUUCAUGAUCUUGAAAAUGAACGGCGGACAUCAAAGAAGAAACUCGAGCAAUUCUUGAAAAAACUCAGUGAGGAAAGGGCCACAUGGAGGAGCAGAGAACAUGAGAAAAUCCGUGCAAUUAUUGAUGACACCAAAGCUGACUUGAACAGAGAGAGGAAAAAUCGCCAACGGAUGGAAAUGGUUAAUUCCAAGUUGGUCAAUGAAUUGGCUGAUACCAAGUUAUCUGUGAAGCGCCAUAUGCAGGACAAUGAAAAAGAGAGGAAGGCCAGAGAGUUGUUAGAGGAAGUGUGUGAUGAGCUUGCAAGGGAAAUUGGGGAGGACAAGGCUGAAGUUGAAGCGCUGAAGAGGGAAUCCAUGAAACUCGGGAGGAAGUGGAAGAUGAGAGAAAGAUGUUGCAGAUGGCUGAGGUCUGGCGUGAAGAACGGGUUCAGAUGA